Brassica oleracea var. oleracea is the source of this 1188-nucleotide messenger RNA. RefSeq names its product peroxidase 72. Bases 49 to 1062 code for a protein of 337 amino acids. Gene Ontology annotation, molecular function: peroxidase activity; heme binding. Gene Ontology annotation, biological process: hydrogen peroxide catabolic process; response to oxidative stress. The transcript is spliced from 4 exons. The record is from RefSeq and is a predicted model, not a curated record. NCBI's taxonomy places the organism in Eukaryota, Viridiplantae, Streptophyta, Magnoliopsida, Brassicales, Brassicaceae.
CGAGUUAAACCCCAACGAGUACUGAUCAAGAAAAAGAAUUCUCAAAAAAUGGCAGCAUCAUUGAACAUUCUUAUCGUAGCUGUAGUCUCCCUUAUCGCCUUCUCUCCUCUUUGUUUGUGUUCCAAAGCCUACGGAAGUGGAGGCUAUCUCUUCCCGCAGUUCUACGAUCACUCAUGUCCUAAAGCUCAAGAGAUUGUUCAGACCAUUGUCGCUAAAGCAUUCGCACAGGAUCCUCGCAUGCCUGCCUCGUUGCUUAGACUCCAUUUCCACGAUUGUUUCGUGAAGGGGUGUGAUGCUUCCAUACUAUUGGACAACAGUGGAACCAUAAUCAGCGAGAAACGAUCAAACCCUAACCGAAACUCAGCCCGUGGUUUCGAACUCAUCGAAGAAAUCAAACAUGCCUUAGAACAAGAGUGUCCUGAAACAGUUUCUUGUGCUGAUAUCUUGGCUCUCGCCGCGAGAGACUCGACCGUCAUUACAGGUGGACCGAGCUGGGAUGUACCACUAGGGAGAAGAGACGCGAGAGGAGCAAGCUUGAGUGGUUCUAACAACGACAUUCCUGCUCCCAACAACACAUUUCAAACCAUCCUCACUAAGUUCAAGCGUCAAGGCCUCAAUCUCGUUGAUCUUGUCUCUCUCUCUGGAAGUCACACCAUAGGAAACUCGAGGUGUACAAGUUUCCGACAGAGGUUAUACAACCAGUCAGGCAACGGAAAGCCUGAUCUAACUUUAAACCAAUACUACGCUUCCAUGUUGCGCAAGCAAUGUCCAAGAUCCGGUGGUGACCAAAACCUCUUCUUCCUCGACUUCGCGACGCCCUUCAAGUUCGACAACCACUACUUCAAGAACCUGAUAACGUACAAAGGGCUAUUGAGCUCUGACGAGGUACUGUUCACGAAGAACAAAGAUUCGAGGGAGCUGGUGAAGCUCUAUGCGGAGAAUCAAGAGGCCUUCUUCGAGCAGUUCGCGAAAUCGAUGGUGAAGAUGGGGAAUAUUUCUCCAUUGACUGGUGCGAGGGGAGAGAUCAGGAGAAUCUGUCGGAGGGUUAACCAUGUUUAUUAAUCAAAUCCUUUUAUACGUAAAACUCAUGGUUUAGUUUCAUGCAUCUGUUUGGGCGCAUGGACGUGUUUCUUUUGGCUUUUUGCAUGUAUAAAAUGUGUGUAUUGUAUUUGUAUGAUUUUGUUUCGG